AUGGUGAGAAUCAGUGUGCUCAACGAUGCUCUCAAGAGCAUGAACAAUGCUGAGAAACGAGGCAAGAGGCAGGUCAUGAUCAGGCCAUCCUCAAAAGUGAUUAUCAAGUUUCUUAUCGUCAUGCAGAAGCACGGUUACAUUGGCGAGUUUGAGUACGUCGAUGACCACAGAUCUGGCAAAAUCGUUGUCGAAUUAAACGGAAGGUUGAACAAGUGUGGUGUUAUCAGCCCUCGUUUUGAUGUUGGUGUCAAGGAGAUUGAAAGUUGGACUGCCCGUUUACUUCCUUCGAGACAGUUUGGGUACAUCGUUCUGACUACUUCCGCGGGAAUCAUGGACCAUGAAGAAGCCAGGAGAAAGAAUGUCGGAGGCAAGGUUCUCGGUUUCUUCUAUUGA
Arabis nemorensis is the source of this 393-nucleotide messenger RNA. Lineage: Eukaryota; Viridiplantae; Streptophyta; Magnoliopsida; Brassicales; Brassicaceae. The record is from the annotation of a GenBank genome assembly.